Clonostachys solani is the source of this 360-nucleotide messenger RNA. Lineage: Eukaryota; Fungi; Ascomycota; Sordariomycetes; Hypocreales; Bionectriaceae. The record is from the annotation of a GenBank genome assembly.
AUGGAUAGCGGAGUAAAACCCCGUCGCAAGGUCAUGAUUCUCAAGCUCUGGCAACUCAGGGCUCUCCGAAACAAGCGCACGCCGCUCCCAGAGCACCCGAAUGAGACCCCGUGGGAGGAAUUGAAAGAUGGAAAUCUUGUUGGUGUACUAGCCGAGCUGACUUCUCAGGGCAAACCGAAGCAUCGUGGCACUCCAAAGACUCCCACCGAGGUUUCCUCGUAUUACCAGCGCUGGACGCGAGAGGAGGUAGAUCUCCUUAUAAAACUGAAAAAAGAUGGACUGUCAUGGAAGAAUAUAGAGGUAAUUUGCGGGACCACUCGAUCGAAUGCUUCCCGCGGCACGAAUAGACAACACCACUAA